AUGCAAGUCAAAAUCGUCACUUUCUUCUUGGCUGCUCUUUUGGCUUUCGCCUAUGCUGAAGAUGCUGCACCAGCUGCAGCAGCUUCUGCGGCUCCAGUGGCUGCUGAACAUGCAGCUGCAGCUGCAGCGAGUUCACCAGCUCCAGCUGUUGCCGCUGCUGCUGAUGUAAUUUUUUUCUAUUGAUUUUUUGGGAGUUGGUUGAAAAAUUGUGAUUUUAAUCGGAUAUUGACACAGAUUUUGGAGUUUUUGCGGUUUGAAACUGAACUUUGAGGGAAAAUUAUUAAAUCUGGACUUUUGGUUGAGAACUUUUUUGAUUAUUGCUAGAAAUCCUAAAAAUUUUUGAAGAUUUAUAGAAUUUUCAAGACAAAAUUUUGCCAUGUUUCGAGGUCAUUCAGUUUUUGAAAAACUCAAAAAUGCAGAGCUGAGACUCUGAAUUUCGAUAAAUUUUCAAUAUCAAAACCAAUUUUUCAAUUAAAAAUAUGUUUUUUCGAGGUUCAAACCAAUCUUAUAGCUGAAUUUUGAAAAUUCUACCUAGAACCCCCUCACAAUUCAAAAUUUCCCAAAAAUUCUCACAAUUCCAGGCGGCUGCUCCAUCAGAUGCUUCAUCCUCAUCAGCUCCAUCCGUCGAAACCACAACCAAAUCAUCAAUCGUCUCAAUCUACUCAAUCUUCACAAUUCUUGCUGCUCUUUUCUUCAGCGCCCACUUCUAA
Messenger RNA from Caenorhabditis angaria, 710 nucleotides. NCBI's taxonomy places the organism in Eukaryota, Metazoa, Nematoda, Chromadorea, Rhabditida, Rhabditidae. The record is from the annotation of a GenBank genome assembly.